CCGCUUCUAUUUAUAUUCUGCUAUUUAUACAUUCAAAAUGGCGCAUCCCUAUGGACAGCAACCCUAUGGACAGGCCCCUUAUGGUGCCCCACCCCAAGGUCAGUACCCUGGACAGCCAGGUUAUGGUGCCCCUCCCCCUGCACAGUAUGUCCCUCCACCAGCUGGUCAAUACGGGGCACCAGGUGGGAUGCCUGGACAACCUGGGAUGCCUGGACAGAUGCCAUAUGGAGGAGCCCCAAUAGCAGGACCUCCUCCAGGAAUGGACCCACAAGUAUAUCUCUGGUUCCAAUCUGUGGAUACUGACCGCAGUGGACAGAUCACAGCCAUAGAGCUACAGCAGGCCCUAGUCAAUGCCAACUGGUCUCACUUCAAUGCAGAGACUACCAGGCUCAUGAUAGGGAUGUUUGAUCGAGAUUUCUCUGGAACAAUAAAUUUGCAAGAGUUUGCUGCACUGUGGAACUAUAUUCAGCAGUGGAAGGGUGUAUUUGAGCAGACAGAUCAGAACAGGACAGGAUCUAUCGAGGCUCACGAGUUGACUGGAGCUUUCCAGAGAAUGGGAUACAAUGUAUCGCCUCAGUUUGCUAACAUGGUUGUCUGCAAGUUUGACACAUUAGGCAGAAGACAACUGACCCUAGACAAUUUCAUUCAAGCAUGUGUGAUGUUGAAAACGCUGACAGACAAUUUCGUGUCACGUGAUGCACAAAGACAAGGAAACAUACGUCUAAGUUACGAAGAAUUUAUGUGUUUGGCCGUGGCCAACAAGCCAUAGAUUGUUAAUGAUCUGAGUUCUGUAGAAUUCUUUUGCUCUUUUAUUAAUAAGCAUAUUCUUAGGUAUUAUGAAUUAGAAACUAUGGGGAGAAAUUAUGCAUUCAUACAGAUAUAUCAUUUUGAAAGUUUGUACCUCUAGAUAAUGAUACAAAAAGGUUGAUCUG
Messenger RNA from Mizuhopecten yessoensis (Yesso scallop), 932 nucleotides. Its product is annotated as peflin-like. Lineage: Eukaryota; Metazoa; Mollusca; Bivalvia; Pectinida; Pectinidae. The record is from RefSeq and is a predicted model, not a curated record. Gene Ontology annotation, molecular function: calcium ion binding. The coding region runs from base 38 to 769 and encodes 243 amino acids. Gene Ontology annotation, biological process: COPII vesicle coat assembly. The transcript has 5 exons.